Cinara cedri is the source of this 2506-nucleotide messenger RNA. NCBI's taxonomy places the organism in Eukaryota, Metazoa, Arthropoda, Insecta, Hemiptera, Aphididae. The record is from the annotation of a GenBank genome assembly.
CACGGGUUCUGAUGCGUAAGUGUUCAUAUGGAAUGAAUUCUGGUCGGUGAGUGUGUUUUUCAUGUUCCAAAUGUCCGUUAAUGAUAUAAAUGGAUGCCAGUAAAACACCAGGUAACGCAACAAAGUAAGUUAUUUUCUUCCAUAAGUCUACACCUUGAAGGACUUCUGCAAUUCAAUAAAAUUGUAAAAAGUUAAAAUAUCAAUGUUAGUGAUAUUGAAAUUUUUGAACAAUUCAAUUACCUGGUUUUUCAUAGGCCUUAAGUUUAUCAGGAGUAAACUGUUCAUCCAAAAUAGCACGCAAUUGCCUACCGGCGGAAAAUUUUCUGGUAAAUGACCUGAAAGCCAUUUUUUUUAAAAGAGAAUAGUACAAGAUUGAGAUGUUGCACGAAACUGUGAAGAUAAUAUGAAUAAAAUUGAAUUGGUCUACAAAAAUAUGAAAAUUAUAAUCAUCUGAUUUUCUCUUUUGUAAUCUCUUUUGAAGGUUAUGAUAAGAGCAAAACAAUCGUUGAGCUAUAUUGCCAUGUCAUCGAAUGUCCAGUUCAACGAUGUUUGCUAUACUUUUAUCAAUUUUACAUAAUUUGUAUACACCUUUUGGGUUUGGCACCAUACAUAUUUCUGUAGUAGUCAUCUCCGCUUUCUAGGUCAUUCUUAUCGCGUCGUUUACUUCAUUAAUUGACAAAUUUUGUUAAAUAAAACCGUUGAACAUUUGAUUUUUAAACAUGUCGUCAUUAAAAUUGUAUUACAGUUUAAUGUCACAACCAAGCAGAGCUUUGUAUUUAUUUUUUAAAGUGGCUGAAAUUCCAUUCGAUGGAAAGGUUAUUGAUUUAUUCAAAGGUAAAAAUAAUAAUAGCAGUAUUGUUAUGCCUUCUAAUUACUAUAAUUGUAUUUUAAGCGCAACAUUGUACUGAAGAAUUUCAAGCCAUAAAUCCAUUGCAAAAAAUACCAGUUAUUGAUCAUGAUGGAUUUAUCCUUACUGAAAGGUAUUAUAUAUUAUAUUUUCUUAAUUUUAGUUUUUGGGACCUAUAAUUAUGUAAAUUAUAAACAUUUUAUUAAGUUCUUCUAAAAAGUUAAAAAGUCUAAAAAGUACCAUAAUUAUAAUUAAAGUUAUCAUUAAUUGUUCUAUAGGUUUUUAGAAUUCAAAUAUUCACAAAACUUGUAAAAAAACUUUACAAAUUUUAAAUCAAAGUACCUAAGAAGUUCGAAUAUUAAUCUGCACUCAGAAUCGUAUUUUGUUUUCAAUAAUUUAUUGUUGCAUUCAGGCUUUAAAUUAAAGUAUUUUAACAACUUUCUACCUACAAUUUUAGCCUAUCACAUAUUAUUAUGUUAGUAUUUUUUUAAUUGUCUUCAUAUAAAUAUUAUUAAGAUUCAAUAUGAUUUUACUUUGAAUUAAAGUAUAUUAUUUGAAUAAUAUAGAUAUUAUAUUAAGUGUAGAGUUAAAAUAAUUGUUGAUUUUAAUUUUAAACAAUAUUUUGUUUUGUAGUGUUGCAAUUUUGCGUUAUAUUUGUCGUACUUAUAAUGUGGCUGAUCACUGGUAUCCCAGAGAUUCGGUGAAGCAGGCACUUGUAGAUGAAUAUCUUGAGUGGCAACAUUCGAAUACUAGAGCUGAUUGUGCAUUUUAUUGCUUGUACAAGGUUGGAUUGAUUGCUGAUAUUGAGUGAUAUUAUGUAUCUACCUUUUUUUCAAUAGCAUUUAAGUUAAUCCAUACAUUUUUUAAUAUAUUUUCAGGUAUUUUGGCCAAUGUUUAGUGGAAAACAAGCGAAUGAUACAAGAAUUGCCCAAUUGGAAAGAAGAAUGAAUCAAACUUUAGACUCGAUUGAAAGUUUUUGGUUGCAGGAUAAUCUAUUUUUAUGUGGCAAUGAAAUUUCCAUUGCUGACAUCAUUGGCAUUUGCGAAAUAGAAUAUACGAGUGAGUAUUUUAAGUUAUUCAGUAAAAACUAAUUAGUAUAAUGUUUUUGUUUGUUGAUUAUAGGAAUUGCUGGUUUUGAUGCUUUUGCUGGUCGUCCAAAGUUAUAUAAGUGGAAAACUAGAAUAGCGUCAUAUUUAAAUCCGUAUUAUGACGAAACAAAUGAAGUUAUCGAAACAAUUGCUGCUAAGUACAUUAAAAAAUAUGGUGUACUCAAAUGCAAUUUUUAAUAUCAUCAUAAUAAAUCAUAUGAUUUGUUUUCAUAGUUUUUAAUUUUAUCAACCAGUAUUAUUAAACCAUUAUGUAUUAUAUAGGGAUUCUAUUUAUUCCAUAGCUAAGUGUAUUAGUGAAUAGAUGACAGUUUUGGUUAGCUUUGUGUGGGCAUGUUACUAUAGAAUGAUAAGCAUAUUUGUAUUUUAUUAUUUCUAGUCAAAAUAUAGUUCAAUACAAUUAAAUAACAAUGGUGCAGUCAGCAAGGAAGGAGACAUUUUUGUCUACAAAAUCCUAUAACUGUAUUUGAGAACUUGUGGCAUUAUAAGGGAGAGGGCGUGGCCACUUUCACUUUUCCUAAAUGCUGUCACUGAAGUGAAUAUUGAUUGUUUU